Molecule: messenger RNA, 1593 nt
Organism: Fragaria vesca subsp. vesca
Lineage: Eukaryota; Viridiplantae; Streptophyta; Magnoliopsida; Rosales; Rosaceae
Exons: 1
Coding region: 1-1593 (530 amino acids)
Source: RefSeq, a predicted model, not a curated record
AUGUCGGUCGUCUAUUUGCCACCCACUAUCGCUCUGAAAUCAAACUGGUUCAACUUGUACUUGAACUACAGCGAUGAUUCCUAUUCCUCGACGCAAGGUUUCGUCAAAUUCAACGGAUCCAAUGUCUUCAGCCCGUUAGCCAAGUUCGAAGUGGUGUCGGCCAAUACCGGGACGGGACGAGUACAUCUCAGAUGCCGGGCGAACAAGAAGUUUCUGCGGAGGAAAGAUUCAACUUCUGUAUUCAUUACUCCGGAGGCAGAUGAAGCAGAGGAGGACACAGCCAAAUGGGGGUGUACACUGUUUGAGGCUCGAGAAGUUGAAGCUGGCAACACCACCCUAAUCAAUUUGUUCCAUGUCCAAUCACAAUACUAUACAAAUGCCUGGGAUGUUAGUGGAAUCAGGUCCUUGAGAUUAAAUUCUGUCGGUCCGAAUUUUCAGGGUAGGUAUAAUAUCUUAGACCUGGAGUCAAUGGUGAUAUUGCCGAAGCAUGUGGCUUUCAAAGGCAAAUCCGGCGAUUACCUUAGGAUGGUGGAGUUUUCAAAUUCGUUGCAGCCGACCUUUACAUCCACUGACAAGGGGCGUCCGGGGUCGUGGUUCGUGACCUCUACAGAUGGUGAUGGAAGGGUUCAAAUUAUGUCGUUCUACAACAACAAAUACCUAAGGCACAACAGUGCUGACAACUGGAUUCUCGCUGACUCUGCCGGCGAUGCCACCGACCUGUCCACCUGGUUUUGGCCAAUCAAGCUCAACAGUAGUACUCUCGCUAUCAAAAGCUUGAACAACGGCAAAUUUGGUCAACAAUACACCGCCGGUGGUAUAACAUACGGUUUCAGAGCAGUCAACCCCACCACUAAUGACUGGACUCGCUUCACUCUAGAAGAACUCGUGCUCUCUAGGAGAAUCUACAAUACUGAUUUUGACCUGAAGAACGCCAUAAUAUAUGGCGAGACUCCUCUCACCAUGGCCAACGGAGACGCCACCAACGACACCUCUGCGGACAACACCUUGGCAAUUAAGUUGACGUACAGGGAGAGUAGGAGCAGCACGUGGAAAUCCAGCCACUCAUGGAUGGUUGGCGUCAGUGUCACCACCAGCUUCAAAAUUCCGUUCAUCGGCGGUACUGAUGUCACUGCUACCGCGGAGUAUUCCGGAUCCUACGAGUGGGGAGAAACUAUUACCUCCGAAAAUACUGUCGAGACCACCUACACGGCUAUAGUGCCGGCAUACACUAGAGUACAAGUGAGAUUGUUGGCAACCAAGGGAAAUUGCGACGUGACUUACUCUUAUUAUCAGAGAGACCUGCUUUAUAACGGCCAAACCGUAAUCUAUAAGAAAGAUGACGGGUUGUACACGGGUGUAAACUCAUAUAACUUCCAUUACGAGGUUACAACUGUGAAAACGGAUAGAUCUGGAGCUGAUUUGGUCGAGACCACAACAGUACGAAAGAUACCAGCGCCGGAAUUGACUGGACCAACCAUUGUGCCAAUCCCAGUGACCUCGACCACCAGCCUGCAGUUAGAAGAGGAGAUUGUCCAAGAAGCAGUAGCUAUGCCAUUGGAGGCCAACCAAGAAGGUGAAGAAACCCUAGCUUGA